Rhizopus microsporus ATCC 52813 is the source of this 1578-nucleotide messenger RNA. Its product is annotated as JmjC-domain-containing protein. The record is from RefSeq and is a predicted model, not a curated record. NCBI's taxonomy places the organism in Eukaryota, Fungi, Mucoromycota, Mucoromycetes, Mucorales, Rhizopodaceae. Bases 1 to 1578 code for a protein of 525 amino acids. Gene Ontology annotation, cellular component: nucleus. Gene Ontology annotation, molecular function: histone H3K9 demethylase activity; histone H3K36 demethylase activity. Gene Ontology annotation, biological process: chromatin remodeling. The transcript is spliced from 11 exons.
AUGAAAAUUCAACCGAGCGGAUAUUAUGAUCAAGAAAAUGGUGGAACCAUUCCAAUAUUUGCACCAACAAUGGAAGAAUUCAAAGACUUUAAAACGUUUAUGGAAGCAAUUGAUGAAUACGGGAAAAAGGCGGGCAUAGUUAAAAUAAUACCUCCAAAAGAAUGGAGCGAACAACUACCUGGUUUGAUAGCAGAUAAAAUAAAUGACAUCAAGAUACGAAAGCCCAUUACUCAACAUAUCCUCGGUAAUAAUGGAAUAUUCAGCCAAACCAAUAUUGAAAAAAGAGGAACAUUUACAGUUAAUCAAUGGUUCGAACUAUGUCAACAACCAGGCCAUCGUCCACCUACAAAAAAACAAAAAGGUAUAUUAUAUGACAUGAUUGACAAUGAAUUACUAUCAAACUAUCUUAAAAAUGAGACAAAGACCUCCUUCUUGUCAACAGAUCAGUACAAAGACAUUGAGAGAUAUUAUUGGCGAACGAUUGCAUUUAAUCAAGCCAUGUAUGGUGCUGACUUACUAGGAACUUUUUUUGAUGAUUCAAUUCAUUUUUGGAAUCUUAAUAAGCUUGAUAAUGUACUCAAUAACCUUAAAACAGUCGUACCUGGUGUCAAUUCACCUUACUUGUACUUUGGUAUGUGGAAAGCUACAUUUGCUUGGCAUGACAUGGACCUCUAUUCUAUCAAUCUCAUCCAUUUCGGUGCUCCCAAGCAGUGGUAUGUCAUCCCUCCAGAUUAUAGAAAAAAGUUUGAAAAUUUCAUGCAAGACCAAUUUUACAUUCAAUACAAACAUUGCCAUCAAUUCCUUCGACACAAGACAUUCAUCAUUUCUCCAACCGUUUUAAAAGAACAAGGUAUCCCUAUUCAACGCUGUGUCCAACAGCCGGGAGAAAUCAUCAUCACUUUCCCUUAUGGCUAUCACUCUGGGUACAACCUUGACUUUAAUUGUGCUGAAAGCGUCAAUUUUGCUCUAGACUCUUGGGUACCGAUCGGAAAGAUAGCAAAGGCGUGUGAAUGCAUAGAGGAUACAGUGAUGAUUGAUGUAGAUGAAAUAGCACCAAAGCAAGAAAACAAACCACAACAAGAAGAACGUUUAAAGACAGGCAUCAAGACAAAAUGCGUGCUUUGUCCAGUAGAGAAGCCUUCAUUCGUGUCCAAGGAUGAUGACUAUUGUCUAAUGCCUUUUGCUCAAGGUGUCUACGUACAUAAACUCUGUGCAGAGGCUAUGGAUGAAACGUAUAUUGCAAAAGAUAGAGUUUAUGGAGUGGAUGAUAUUCCACCUAUUAGAAAGAAACUGAUAUGUAUAUACUGCAAGAAGAAAUCAGGUGCCUGUAUGCAGUGUUGCUACGAUAAAUGUUCAAGGUCCUUUCAUGCUACUUGUGCUGUAGAAUCAGGUGCCAUCAUGAAACGUAAAGCCGGACGAGGAUCUGCGAGUAAAAGAUCACUAUAUGACGCACACUGUUCUCAACAUGAUCCAAAAAAAAUAAAGGAUAGACAAUAUAUCAAGGAAAUGGCCAACAAAUUAAAAAGAGACCUAGAAAUCUACACCAAAUGGAAGGAUGGUGUCUCAAAAGGUAUGUAA